Messenger RNA from Saccostrea cuccullata (small rock oyster), 492 nucleotides. Its product is annotated as 3-oxo-5-alpha-steroid 4-dehydrogenase 2-like. The coding region runs from base 1 to 492 and encodes 163 amino acids. The record is from RefSeq and is a predicted model, not a curated record. Lineage: Eukaryota; Metazoa; Mollusca; Bivalvia; Ostreida; Ostreidae. Gene Ontology annotation, biological process: lipid metabolic process. The transcript has 5 exons. Gene Ontology annotation, molecular function: oxidoreductase activity, acting on the CH-CH group of donors.
AUGGCGUUCGCACGGAGCUCCCACUAUGUUGUUGGAGAUCUCACCGCGCUGCUACGGCGAUCAUACUACGUUUCUACUGCGACGUUCAUUUUCCCGCUAAGGAUAAAGGGAGGUAAACCCAUUCCUUUGUUUCCGUUUGUGGCCGCCGUUUUCUUCUGUUCAGUGAACGGCGCUCUGCAGACGUACGGGAUACUCCUAUCGAAUACUCAGAUCCACCACUGGUUCCAGAAGGCAAGAUUCUGUCUGGGUAUUAUGUUAUUUUUUACGGAGAUGUAUAUUAACAUCCGGUCUGACAUUUUGCUGACGUCACUAAGGAGAGAGAAAGAAGGCACAUAUCGAACUCCAAGUGGAUUUCUAUUCGAAUACGUCUCUGGCGCUAACUUCCUGGGAGAAAUAGUGGAGUGGAUCGGUUUUUCUUUGGCCUGUUGUUAUCGUGGUCCAGGAAACUUUUUAAAUGAAGUUGUUGUAAAUGAAAGUAUCCGUCAAAUGUGA